Molecule: messenger RNA, 1608 nt
Organism: Eremothecium gossypii ATCC 10895
Lineage: Eukaryota; Fungi; Ascomycota; Saccharomycetes; Saccharomycetales; Saccharomycetaceae
Source: the annotation of a RefSeq genome assembly
AUGUAUUUACAGAGAUGAUUAUUUUCUACAAAUGCUAAAGAUAUUGCUAUUUUAUAUUUUAUUUUUAGUACAUUUUGUGGAUUAGCAGGUACAGCUAUAUCAUUUAUUAUUAGAAUAGAAUUAUCAGCACCUGGUCAACAAUAUUUACAAGGUCAAAAUCAAUUAUUUAAUGUAUUAGUUACUGGACAUCUUAUUUUAAUAGUAUUCUUUUUAGUAAUACCUAUAUUAAUUGGUGGUUUUGGUAAUUAUUAUUUACCAUUAAUAAUUGGUGCUUCUGAUAUAUCAUUUGCUAGAUUAAAUAAUAUUUCAUUUUGACUAUUACCACCACUAUUAAUUUGUUUAUUAACAUCUACUAUAGUUGAAUCUGGUCUAGGUACUGGUUGAACUGUUUAUCCUCCUUUAUCUUCUAUUCAAUCACAUUCUGGUGCUUCUGUUGAUUUAGCUAUUUUCUCUUUACAUUUAACUACUAUUUCUUCAUUAUUAGGACUUAUUAAUUUUAUUGUUACAGCUUUAAAUAUAAGAACUAAUGGUAUAACUUUACAUAAAAUACCUUUAUUUCUAUGAUCAAUUUUAAUUACUGCUGUUAUAUUAUUAAUAUCAUUACCAGUAUUAUCAGCUGGUGUUACUAUAUUAUUAAUAGAUAGAAAUUUUAAUACAUCAUUCUUUGAAGUACAAGGUGGUGGUGAUCCUAUUUUAUAUCAACAUUUAUUUUGAUUCUUUGGUCAUCCUGAAGUAUAUAUUAUAAUUGUACCACUAUUUGGUAUAAUAUCACAUAUUGUAUCAACUUAUUCUAAAAAACCUGUAUUUGGUGAAAUUUCUAUAAUUUAUCUAAUAGGUUCUAUUAGUUUAUUAGGUUUCUUAGUUUGAUCUCAUCAUAUGUAUGUAGUAGGUUUAGAUCUUGAUACUAGAGCUUAUUUUACUUCAGCUACUAUAAUUAUUCUUAUUCCUACUAGUAUUAAAGUAUUUAGUUGAUUACUAACUAUUUAUGGUGGUUCAUUAAGAUUACUAACACCAAUAUUAUAUCUAUUAUCAUUUUUAUUUUUAUUUACUGUAGGUGGUUUAACUGGUGUAGUAUUAGCUAAUCUAUCAUUAGAUGUAGCAUUCCAUGAUACUUAUUAUGUAGUACUACAUUUCCAUUAUGUAUUAAGUUUAGGUGCUGUAUUCUCUAUGUUUGCUGGUUAUUAUUAUUGAAGUCCUCUUGUUUUAGGUUUAAAUUAUAAUGAAAAAUUAUCACAAAUUCAAUUCUGAUUAAUUUUCUUAGGUCUUAAUAUUAUUUUCUUCCCUAUGCAUUUCUUAGGUAUUAAUGGUAUACCAAGAAGAAUUCCUGAUUAUCCUGAUCUAUUCCUAGGUUGAAAUUUAGUAUCUUCAUUUGGUUCUAUAAUAACUAUUAUAUCAUUAAUGUUAUUCCUUUAUAUUAUUUAUGAUCAAUUAAUAAAUGGUUUAACUAAUAAAGUUAAUAAUAAAUCUAUUAAUUAUAUAAAACUACCUGAUUUUAUUGAAUCAAAUAAUAUUUUCUUAAUGAAUACUACUAAAUCAUCAUCUAUUGAGUUUAUAUUAAAUUCACCACCUCUUAUUCAUUCAUUUAAUACUCCUCUAAUUCAAUCUUAA